This is a messenger RNA of Saccostrea cuccullata (small rock oyster), 832 nucleotides long. Its product is annotated as GTPase IMAP family member 7-like. The transcript is spliced from 2 exons. The record is from RefSeq and is a predicted model, not a curated record. Gene Ontology annotation, molecular function: GTP binding. Bases 19 to 732 code for a protein of 237 amino acids. NCBI's taxonomy places the organism in Eukaryota, Metazoa, Mollusca, Bivalvia, Ostreida, Ostreidae.
UAUUCUUAUUACAGGAAAAUGGCAUCUCGCGAAGAGGACCAACGAAAAAUUCGAAUGGUUCUUCUUGGUAAAACUGGAAGCGGGAAGAGUUCCACGGGAAAUACGAUUCUAAAUGGGGAUAAAAAAUUUACUACAGGUCUUGGUGGCAGCUCAGUAACCAAAAAAUGCCAGUCUCAUACUGUGAAUAGAUUCGGUAGAGAUGUCCUUGUUGUGGACACACCUGGCGUAUUUGAUACCGAUACUCCGAAUGAUAGCAUUAUGGAAGAAUUGAAAAAGUGCAUCUUGCUUUCUGCCCCAGGUCCGCAUGUUUUCAUUCUUGUUUUUAAUGGUCGAAGCAGAUUCACCCCAGAAGAAAAGAAAGCUGUAGAAACGUUUGUUAGGUGCUUCGGCAAGGAAAUGUACAAAUAUUCCAUUGUUCUUUUCACUGGAAAGGAUGAUCUUAUCAAAGUCGAAAAGAACGAAGAAAAAUAUUUGAAUGAAAAUGAAGAUGAAUUGCAGGAAAUCUUAAACCGUUGUGAAAACAGAUGCAUAUUUUUCAACAACUUUGCCUCCGAGGAAGAAAAAAAUCAACAAGUUCGAUGUUUGCUAGAUAUGAUAGAUAAAAAUGUAGCUGCAAACAAUGGUUCGUAUUAUAAGGUGCCCGGAACUAUUAGAACUAUGUUAAACUACGCUACAACAAUCGGAGCUGUUCUUUUAACUUCGAUCUUCUUUUUUAAAAAGUCAAACAACUGACACACAGAAGAGAGACAAUCAAAAUCCUAAAACAAAUGCAUUCUGCUAAAAACUGUGGACCUGUGGACAAUUUUUUUUAACAAAAUGAAAUAUGGGUUAU